UAAAAUGGCGGAAGUAAAGUUAAUGAAAACAUUCAGAUGUGUCAUUUAAUGUUUGUUGAUAUAAAUGUUUAGUAAUAAUUACAUGAAUGUGUUUUUAUAAAUGACAUUUUUGCUGCGUUAUAAAGGAAACUGUAUUGAUAACUGUAUCGGUGUGUCAUAGUGCUCAUACCUGUCUUGUUCGAUAUUGACGUCCCUAUAAAGUAAUACACGUUGAACUUUACAUGCGAUGAUAAAACCGAACUAAACAUAAAACCUGCAAUGGCAGACAAAAAGGACAAGCGAAAUAGCUUUCUGUCUUUCAAGAGUAAGCCUAAAGACAAGAAAGACAAGAAACCCACGGCCACUCUCCCAGCAGGUCAACGUUUGCCUUCCUUCAAUGAGGAGUCCUAUGGCCAAAACAAUGGCCCUACAGCGCAAUUCAUUAUUUCUGGAAUGUCAGAGGAGGAGGUGCACGAAAAGUUUGAAAAGAUGCUGGAUGACAUGAACUUGACCAAUGAGAAGAAGGCUCCACUGAGGGACAGGGAUUUGAAAUUCAAACGCACAAUGCUGGAAAUGCACUACAAGGCCCCUGUGGGGGGAGAGCUGGAUACCCCGGCCAGUUUUGUGGCUGAGUUGAGGAAUGCCGAUCUCAAGGGAGAAAAGCGACUCAGAGUGCUGGAGUCCCUGAGGGUCUCCCUCACCAGCAACCCUGUCAGCUGGGUGCAAGAUUUCGGUGAGGCAGGACUGAAAGCCAUAUUACGCAAUCUAACCUACUGUUGUGAUUCAAAAGUAGAAAGAGGCAAGGUUGAAAGGAAAGCCACCUAUGAGUGUGUUCGCUGCCUGAAAGCGUACAUGAAUAAUUCGUUUGGCCUAAUGGAGAUUAUCAAGCAUGAGGAGGCCCUGACGAUCCUCUCACGCACCAUGGACCCCAUGGACAUCACCACCAUGCUAGAGGCAGUCAGGCUUCUAGCCGCCGUCUGCCUUGUGCCGCCUAAUGGACAUAAGAAAGCGCUGGAGGGAAUCACGACAUGUGGGGAGAUCCGUGGUCAGGAGCGGUUCGUGCCAAUUAUCAUGGGCCUGGGAAUGCGUGAUAACGAGCCUAUGCAGGUGGCCUGUAUACAGCUUGUAAACGCUCUUGUGUCCACGCCAGAUGACCUAGAUUUCAGAUGUCACCUUAGAAACGAGUUCAUGAGGACAGGGCUAAUUGAUCUGUUACCGACAUUGGACACACCUGGGGACAAUGAGCUGCAGACACAUCUCAGCAUCUUCCAUGAACACACGGACGAAGACUACGACGAGUUCUCACACAGAUACGAAAAUGCACGCAUCGAGUUUGAUGACCCAGAACAGUGUUUCCAGCUGAUCAACAACACAGUGCGGGACACGGUGGCCGGUCCCUACUUCCUGUCCAUACUGCAGCAUCUCCUGUGUGUCAGGGAUGACCUCUACGCCAGGCCCCAGUUCUACAAGCUGAUAGAGGAAUGUGUCACGCAAAUCGUUCUACAUCGGAAUGGUUUUGACCCAGAUUUUAGGAAACCUCGCUUUGAAAUUGACGUUAACUAUCUUCUUGACAAUUUGACUGAAAAGUCCAAAUUUGAAGACAAUGAGGUGUCAAUAGUGGAAAUCAACUCCAAACUAGAAACAGCAUUAACUGCUAAACAGGAGUCUGAAGCGAAAGUGGUGACCAUGGAAACAAAAAUAAAGACAUAUGAAGCUGAACUGGCCGCCUUGAAAGAAAAGAUGAAGGUUGAGCAGAAAAAUGCCUUGGAGGGGAAACUAGCUCAGGCGCAAGCACCCAAGACUGUUAACGUAGUAUGCCUGAAAUGUGAGGCAGCAAGUAAAAGUUUGUCUUCUGACGUGAUAAAGGACGGAGUAGGAAGUCAGAUAUCGUCUGUGAUAAACAAAGGCCCAGGUGGCCCUCCCCCUCCUCCCCCUCCUCCCCCACCCCCUGGGGGAGCACCACCCGCUCCCCCACCCCCUCCAUUCCCAGGAGGCCCUCCUCCUCCACCCCCACCCCCAGGCGGUCCUGGCAUACCCCGCCCUCCUCCUCCCCCAGGGGGCGGACCACCCCCUCCACCACCACCCCCAGGCAUGGGAGGACCCCCUGGCCCCCCUCCCCCUCCAGGAUUUGCCCCUCCCCCUGCCUUCGGAAUGUCUCCAGUGUCUAAAGGCCUCCCUCACGGUAUGAAGCCCAAGAAGAAGUAUGAAGUGAAACAGCCAAUGAAGAGAGCCAACUGGAAGAAGGUUGAAGCUAAGCAGCUGGACAAGAACUCCUUCUGGGUGGUGGCGAGAGAGGACAAGUUUGAGAGUGACGACAUUUUCCUGGAACUCCAGACAAACUUCUCCACUAAAGCAGCUCCUGUGAAUGUGACCAGUGAACAGAACCAAGACAAACCAGUCAAGAAGGGCAAAGAACUCAAAGUGCUGGAUCCAAAGUCAGGGCAAAAUCUGUCGAUCCUGCUUGGCUCUAUCAAGGUGCCAUACAAGGAGCUACACAGGCGUAUUAUAGAGAUGGACGAGGAGAACCUGACAGCAGGCAUGGUGGAGCAGCUGCUCAAGUACAUGCCCGACCAGGAGGCACUCAACAAGCUGGCCGGCCUGCAGGACCAGUAUGACAGCCUGGCCGAGCCGGAACAGUUCUGUGUGGUGAUAUCGUCCAUCAAGAAAGUGAUGCCUCGUCUCAAUGCCAUGCUGUUCAAGAUGAGAUUUGCAGAGAAUAUCAAUGACAUUAAACCAGACCUGGUGAACUCUCGAGAGGCGUGUGAGGAGGUCAAGUCGAGCAACAAAUUCCAGCGCAUGCUGGAGUUAAUACUGCUGGUCGGGAAUUACCUUAACACAGGCUCCCGCAACGAACAGUCCAUAGGUUUCGAUAUCAACUUCCUCGCAAAGCUUGGCAACACAAAAGCACAAGAUGGAAAAACUACCUUGCUACAUUUUUUAGCUAAUGUCACAGAAACAAAAUAUCCCGACAUUCUAAACUUCCACGAGGAGCUUUCACAUCUAGACAAGGCAUCAAGAGUGUCUGAUGAGAAUGUGAAGAAGAACAUUAAGGGGAUGGAGAAGCAGUUCAAACAGCUGGAGACUGACCUCAAGUCAAUCAAGAAGUCCAUAGAUGACAAGGACAGAUUCUCUGAUGUCAUGAACGCGUUCCUUGGAAGUGCGUCAGACCAGUUUGAGGUACUCACAACAAUGUACAACCAGCUAGAGACCAUGUUCCAGGACAUUGCUAAGUUUUACGCCUUCGAACCCAGCAAAUACUCCAUGGAAGAGUUCUUUACGGACAUCAAAACAUUCAAAGAUGGAUUUCUGCAAGCAGUACAAGACAACCGCAAGAUCCGUGAGACACAGGAGAAGAUCAGGAGAGCCAAGGAGGCGAAAGAGAAGGCUGAAAAAGAGAAGACGGCUCGACAGGCGCGACAUAAGGCAAUUGUAGACAUAACCACAGAUGAGAACCAGGAGGGAGUGAUGGAUAACCUGCUGGAGGCGCUCAAGACAGGCUCUGCCUUCAACGUGGGGCGCGAGAAACGGGACGGCAAACGUAGGACACCGCGGGCAGCUGGAGCUGAACGCCGCGCUCAACUGUCGCGAUCCAGAUCUCGAACAAACCUCAAUGUAGACCUCUCAGUUACCAGAGAGAUCUCCUUCGAUGACACACUGGCAGAUUCCCCGGCAACCAAUCGCAGCGCUCCAAAAUCCUCCAAUCAAAAUGGUGCUAGGAGAGGCAGUAACAAUGACAUUGAUGAUGAAACCGAGGCAGAGAAGUUGUUGGCACGGUUACGAGCAUUGUGAUAGAGUGCUUUUGUAUAAGGACAGUUGUUGAUAAUUGUUCAUAGUGUUUCUGGCCUGGGUAUUUUUGUCUUAGUCAGAUUUUAAAGCCCACAAAGUUCUCAAUGUGUUCAUCUCAGGCUAACUGGUAUUGUAGUCUUAAAUAUUAAAGUGAGUUGUCACUUCUUAAAAUAUAGACAAACAAAUAAAACAAACAAGCUUUAGGAUUUUAAAAAUUUCAAGAUGUUUUGUAACUGCGUUUUAUCAUUUUGGUUUACAAAAGCAUUUGUUUCAGUCAGUUUUGCUGUAGCUAUGUAAUAUAUCAAGUUAAUUCUGUCUUUAAUGCACAUCAUACGUUGAACUGUAUCUGGUAAAUGAAAUAAAUCUGUUUUGACUUUUAAUACAAUUAAAGAAAACAAUAUAGGCAUGUAGGAGAUUAUGUUUAAGGUUGCAUUCACCUAUGCUCAAUAUACUCUCAAUGUAUUCUCGAUGUACUCUUAUGUGUUGCCAUAGAUCCCUGUCUUACUUAUCAUAUGAGCUUCAUUCUGGGAACACCGGGCUUCAUUAAUGUGUCUCAAGUGCCCCCAGACUAGCCUGUGCAGUCCACACCGGGCUUCAUUAAUGUGUCUGAAGUGCCCCCCAGACUAGCCUGUGUAGUCCACACCGGGCUUCAUUAAUGUGUCUCAAGUGCCCCCAGACUAGCCUUUGCAGUCCACACCGGGCUUCAUUAAUGUGUCUGAAGUGCCCCCCAGACUAGCCUGUGUAGUCCACACCGGGCUUCAUUAAUGUGUCUCAAGUGCCCCUCAGACUAGCCCGUGCAGUCCACACCGGGCUUCAUUAAUGUGUCUCAAGUGCCCCCAGACUAGCCUGUGUAGUCCACAACGGGCUUCAUUAAUGUGUCUCAAGUGCCCCCAGACUAGCCUGUGUAGUCCACACCGGGCUUCAUUAAUGUGUCUGAAGUGCCCCCCAGACUAGCCUGUGUAGUCCACACCGGGCUUCAUUAAUGUGUCUCAAGUGCCCCCCAGACUAGCCUGUGCAGUCCACACCGGGCUUCAUUAAUGUGUCUGAAGUGCCCCCCAGACUAGCCUGUGUAGUCCACACCGGGCUUCAUUAAUGUGUCUCAAGUGCCCCUCAGACUAGCCCGUGCAGUCCACACCGGGCUUCAUUAAUGUGUCUGAAGUGCCCCCCAGACUAGCCCGUGCAGUCCACACCGGGCUUCAUUAAUGUGUCUCAAGUGCCCCCCAGACUAGCCUGUGCAGUCCACACCGGGCUUCAUUAAUGUGUCUCAAGUGCCCCCCAGACUAGCCUGUGUAGUCCACACCGGGCUUCAUUAAUGUGUCUCAAGUGCCCCCAGACUAGCCUGUGCAGUCCACACCGGGCUUCAUUAAUGUGUCUCAAGUGCCCCUCAGACUAGCCCGUGCAGUCCACACCGGGCUUCAUUAAUGUGUCUCAAGUGCCCCCCAGACUAGCCUGUGUAGUCCACACCGGGCUUCAUUAAUGUGUCUCAAGUGCCCCCCAGACUAGCCUUUGCAGUCCACACCGGGCUUCAUUAAUGUGUCUCAAGUGCCCCUCAGACUAGCCCGUGCAGUCCACACCGGGCUUCAUUAAUGUGUCUCAAGUGCCCCCCAGACUAGCCUGUGUAGUCCACACCGGGCUUCAUUAAUGUGUCUCAAGUGCCCCCCAGACUAGCCUGUGUAGUCCACACCGGGCUUCAUUAAUGUGUCUCAAGUGCCCCCCAGACUAGCCCGUGCAGUCCACACUAUGCUUCAUUAAUGUGUCUCAAGUGCCCCCAGACUAGCCCGUGCAGUCCACACUGGCUAACCAGGAGGACACUUCGCUUUUAUGAAAUUUCUUGUUUAUAAGAAGUUUCUUCUAAACUAAAAUCCAGUUAAGACAGAAACUUUUGUCCUGAUUAGCCUGUGAUAACUGCACAGGCUAGUCUGGGACAGCUCUUUAAGCACAUGCAUUAAGCUCAGUUUUCCCAGAACUAGACUCAUAUGGACCUUUCUGGCUUGUCAUUUAUUAACAUCUGACUACUAAAUUAUCUUUAGAGUCUUAUAUUCAAUUAAGGGACAGUUGUGUGUACUGCCACCAUAGUAAAUGAUAUUGAAGUUUUUUUUAUUGGUUUCUGUAGAUAAUUGAUUUUAAUUCAUGAGUGAUUAAAGAAAAAAAUAUGCAGCCACAUGUGAAAAUAUUUAUUUUCUAUGAUCAUGAGUGAUUAAAAAGUAUUAAUCCACUAAAAACAACAUUUUUUUAUAUUUAAUUCUUUUUCCACCGUUGAGGUAGAUACGACCUUAAAGGGAUCUUUUCACGCUUUGGUAAAUUGACAAAAUUGAAAAAAGUUGUUUCCGAUUCGCAAAUUUUCGUUUUAGUUAUGAUAUUUGUGAGGAAACAGUAAUACUGAACAUUUGCCAUUGUCUAAUAUAGCCAUUAUAUGCAUCUUUUGACGAUUUUAAAACCUAAAAAUUAUAAAGCGUUGCAACGCGAAACGAUUGAAUAAUUUGGAGAGUUCUGUUUUUGUCGUUAAAUUUUGUGAAACUACGAAGAUUGCUUAUAUAAGGUAUAAAAUACUUCAAGUAUAUGUACUCGGCGGAAUAGCUCAGUAGGCUAAAGCGUUUUUACUUCAGGACUCUGGCAGGACUCCAGGGGUCACUGGUUUGAAACCUGGUCCGGGCAAUGUUCUUUUCCUUUUUUUAAUUUUAUUCUUGAUUUUUUACUGGAGCUUUUACGAUCCAAUGUUUACAUUUAUCGAUAUAAAGCAUUUAAUGAAUAAGUUAAAAAAUGCCAAAAUCUGUGAAAAGGCCCCUUUAACUUGUGAAUUUACAAUCUUAUACAUGACGUCAAAAAAUGAGGACGUCAUCUCUUGGAUACUUUUCUCUGUUAUUUGUUUCACUGUUUGAAGCAGUGCAUUUUUUUAAUCACUGACUUUUCCCUGUAAACGUUAGAAAACAUUAAAUACAAUUUCAUUUUCAUUGGAUAACCAUUAUUUUGCCAUUCCAUUUAUCAAGAAACUAAAUAUUGAGAAUUAAUAUUCAUUCCAGUUAAAUAAUUAUAUUUUUUUUACAUUUAUACAAGAAUGAUUUUUUUAUAGUUGUAGGUGUUGUUUUGUGUUGUAUCCUCUUUGAAGAUAAUAUUGUUGGUGUAGUAAUGGUAUUAUAGAGCCCGUGUUUGAUAGCCUCCUUCUGCUGUUACUGGAGGGGACUAUAUGUGUCGUGUUCUGAGAAAACUGGGCUUAAUUCAUGUGCGUAAAGUGUCAUCCCAUAUUAGCCUGUGCAGUCCGCACAGGCUAAUCAGGGACGACACUUUCCACUUUAAUGGUAUUUUUAGUUUCAAGGAAGUCCCUCCUUAUCGAAAAUCAAGUUUAGGCGGAAAGGGACGACACUUUACACACAUGUAUUAUGACCAGCUUUCACAGAACAAGACACAUAUGGUUACCCCAGGUCAUAUGUCUGUAUGUGUUCCUCUGUCCUUGUAUCUUGCAGCAACUCAAAAAGUACUUAAGCUAGGAGGAUGAAACUGGGGAUGCAGAUAGAGAGCCAAAUGUUGGGAAUAUUCAAUAAGCAUGUGAUUUCAUAAGGAAAUUGUGGUUGAUAUGGUUAGUGAAUUAAUUGAAAACUAAAAUCUGGAGCAUGUGAUAACUCAAAAAGUACACAAGCUUUGUUGAUUAAACUUGAUAUAUUCAUCACGAAGCAAUCUGUAUCCAGCCAGUAAAAGUACUUAUGGAGUUCCUGUUCUUACUACAUUAAAAACUGAUAUUUUAUCAAUAGCAAAACUCUUGUUGCUUCCGAUUGUUAAUCAAUGUUUGAUUUGGGUUCCUUGGUUGUAUACUGUCACUGUUGAUCAGCAUGCAUGGAAACAACUUUAACACAUCACCAGAAUAGUUUAAAAGGGCCACACAGUUAGUUUGCUGUUGUAAUAUCUUCUAAAGUAAGGACUUCUACAUAUCAUUGCAAAAGUUUUUUUCCUCUGUGUUAUGGAAACUAUUAUUGAGCCUCGUUUUGGGAACAUAGGGCUUAAAGCAUUUGUGUGUGAAAUGUCAUCCCAGAUAUGCAUCUGCUGUCGGCACAGGCUUAUCUGGGGCGACACUUUCCUCCUAGACCUGAUUUGUUUUGUUUUUAUAAAGCAAAAAUACAAAAAAAAACACAGAAAGCGUAAUUGGUGAUAAUACUGUGUGGGACAACUUGGGACAACACUGUACACACAUGUUGUGUAGACUGCACAGUCUAACUUGGGACAACACUGUACACACAUGUUGUGUGGACUGCACAGGCUAACCUGGGCCAACACUGUACACACAUGUUGUGUGGACUGCACAUGCUAACCUGGGACAACACUGUACACACAUGUUGUGUAGACUGCACAGUCUAACCCGGGACAACACUGUACACACAUGUUGUGUAGACUGCACAGUCUAACCUGGGACAACACUGUACACACAUGCAUUUAGCCCAGGCUCAAUUAAACGAUCGAUAGAUUGCUCCCAAAUGCUUUCAUGAUUUAUAAUUAUUUUUGUAUGAUGUUACUUUUCAACACUAUUGUUGAUACAUGUAAAGUAAAUUUAAUUGUAAAAACACAUGUAAUAGCUGUAUAUAUUAUGCACUUGUAUAUACCACAUAUGCAGGCAUUUUAAUAUUAAUUUUAAUAGAUGGCAUUAUAAAGUCAUUAAUUGCAUUUAAUGCAGUACAAUGGAAAUAAAGCUUUAAAAACAAA
Molecule: messenger RNA, 8454 nt
Organism: Dreissena polymorpha
Lineage: Eukaryota; Metazoa; Mollusca; Bivalvia; Myida; Dreissenidae
Product: protein diaphanous homolog 2-like
Exons: 26
Coding region: 259-3768 (1169 amino acids)
Biological process (GO): actin cytoskeleton organization; actin filament polymerization
Cellular component (GO): actin filament; cytoplasm
Molecular function (GO): actin binding; microtubule binding; small GTPase binding
Source: RefSeq, a predicted model, not a curated record